CCAGUAAAUACAAAGAUGGCGACGUGCGAGAUGAGAAAUAACGAAGUGAACUUUUUGUAAUGUAAAGAAAGCAGUGAAGCAAAGAUGGCAUCCGCUGCAACUGGAUUGGGUGGCCAGAGGGCUUCCAUUUUGAUAGAACCUGAACCAGUAGCAGGACCAUCCAGUAUGGCUGACGACAACAUGGAUGAAGGGGAGGUGGCUGAGGAAAAGAUGGGCUUCCACGUCAACACAAAACUCAUCCCCAAGGCUCUGCUGGAAGAACAGUCAGAGCUAGAAGGGCUUGGACUUGGUGUAUUCAACCAGCAGGAGUUUGAAGAUGGUGUGAUGGCCCAGGUGGACCAGGCAAUGGCGCUGGAAGAAGAGGAGAGGUUACGCCGAAUUCUCACAAAAGAGAUGACAGCUGUUGAGGAUGACUUCAAAAUGGCCAAUCAGGAAUUGACUCAUAUCAACAAAGUGAUGGCAUCAAUGCCUCAGUCUACUGAGGGAGUGAGUCGUGAUGUGAGGCACACAAUAGAAGCUAUUAAGAAACAGAGAGACAAUAAGAUGAAGCAUCUGAAAAAGUUGGAAUCAAGGAAGAGCGUAUUGCAGGCAAAGAUGGACAACGUGAAGUUUGAUGCAGGUGUGCUGGUAGCACCUCUGGGACAACAAGGAAAAGAUCUUGAAGCUGGUAUGAAAUCUGGAAAGACAAGGGAAUCAGAGAGAGACAGGAUGAUUAGACUUGGUCACAUGACCCCCUUUGGAACAAUUAUCAAGAACAAGAAACAAGCCAAACCGCGACCAUCCACUUCGCCAAAGGAUAGUGCAAAUAAGAAGAAACAUAAACUGUCUGCCAAUGGUAAAUUGAGUCUGAGUCAAGGUGUUGAUGGUCUGUCUCCAUUGAAGAAGAGGAAGGGUGAGAAGACCAACAUGUUUGAUGAGAGGGACCACAAGCUGUAUAAUCGAGAGACUGACUACACACAAGCAAAGUACCAACGUCGAGGGAGAAGGGCUAACGGGAGUGGGGAAGCAUCAUUUGGAGAUGAAGAGAGCGACAUGGCUGACAGUGGUGAUGAAUGGCGACCAUCAGGACAAUCCAUUGAGGAUGAGGAUGAUGCAUUAGAGCUAUUAGAGAGGAGGAAGGAACGGAAGUCAUUUCUACCUGAGAAGCAUGUUCCCCCAGCUUAUGAUAAUGGUGUCUCGAAGCAACCGACGCUAAAGGUUAAGAAAGACACCAGUAUCCAUAAAGCCAAGGACGAUGGGGAUGAGAGAUACUACCAGAGGAGAUUGAAAGAAUACCAGAGGACUGAGCUGCUGAAGAAGUUCGAGCGUGAGUCAAGGCUGGAUGCAAGAGGGGAAGAUGACAAUGACUCUGAGGAGGAUGAGGAGUUUGAUGGAGGACUCCAAGUGCCAGGAAUUAUCUGGAAAAACCUCUACCAGUACCAGAGGGUGGGAGUGCGAUGGUUAUGGGAGCUCCAUUGCCAGGAGGCUGGUGGUAUUGUUGGUGAUGAGAUGGGACUGGGGAAAACCAUUCAGACGAUCGCAUUCCUGGCAGCUCUCAGAUAUAGCAAACUACGCAACAAAAACUUUCCAUGUGCUGGUCUGGGUCCGUGUGUGAUUGUGUGUCCAGCAACUGUGAUGCAUCAGUGGGUGAAGGAAUUCCACAAAUGGUGGCCUCCAUUCCGGGUUGCCAUUCUACACUCAUCAGGCUCAUACAGUGGCAAGGAGCAAGACUUGGUGUACAGGGUGGUGCGGAACCAGGGGGUAAUAGUGACCUCCUUCAGCACCUUGGUCAUCCACCAGGACAUCAUACUGCCCUACAACUGGCACUACGUAAUCCUGGAUGAGGGACACAAGAUCCGCAACCCAAAUGCACAGAUCACGCUUGCCUGUAAACAGUUCCGCACGCCGCACCGAAUCAUCCUUUCCGGUUCCCCGAUACAGAACCACCUGAAGGAGUUGUGGUCUCUGUUUGACUUCAUCUUCCCUGGCAAGCUGGGCAUGCUGCCGGACUUCUUGCAGCAUUUCUCUGUGCCCAUUGUGCAGGGAGGCUAUGCCAACGCCACCCAAGUCCAGGUUGAGACAGCCUACAAGUGCGCCACUGUCUUGAGAGAUACCAUCAAUCCAUUCCUGCUCCGCAGAAUGAAAGCUGAUGUCAAAGUUGGCUUAGAUCUACCUCAGAAGAAUGAACAGGUGUUGUUCUGCCGGCUGACAGAUGAGCAGAGGGAGGUAUACCAGGAGUAUCUUGACUCCCGUGAAUGUCAGGCCAUCCUUUCUGGCAAGUACAAGAUAUUUGCUGGGCUGAUCACUCUUCGGAAGGUUUGUAAUCAUCCUGACUUGUCAACAGGCGGGCCUCGGAUCUUGGUGGGUGAGGAUACUCACGGGGAUGAGACGCUCGACUAUGGCUACUACAAACGAUCAGGGAAGAUGAUAGUAGUGGAGGCGCUUCUCAAGCUGUGGCAGACGCAGGGACACAGGGUCUUGCUUUUCAGUCAGAGUAGAACGAUGCUGGACAUUAUGGAGUUUUUUGUACAGAAGCAGAUGUAUUCCUACCUCCGUAUGGACGGUACUUCACCCAUAGCUUCCCGGCAGCAGCUCAUUGACCAGUUCAACAAGGAUCCGUCCAUCUAUGUGUUCCUGCUGACAACCCGAGUUGGGGGUCUGGGUGUGAACCUGACAGGAGCGAACCGUGUAAUCAUCUUUGACCCCGAUUGGAACCCCAGCACUGACACACAGGCUCGGGAGAGAGCAUGGAGGAUCGGACAGAAAAAGCAGGUCACCAUCUACAGGCUUCUCACAUCCGGCACCAUUGAGGAGAAAAUAUACCACAGACAAAUCUUCAAGCAGUUUCUUACAAACCGUGUUUUGAAAGAUCCUAAACAACGUCGCUUCUUCAAAUCCAAUGACAUCUAUGAACUAUUCACCUUGACUGACCUUGGAGAUGGUGAGGGCACAGAGACCAGUGCCAUCUUUGCUGGGACUGGGUCAGACGUCACGGUCCCAAGGCCGGUCAAAAACAAGAGAAAGAAAAGGAAAGUAAACAGGUUUGAUGAAAUGAAAAAGGAAUCUAAAUCCUCCAAAGAAGAUUCAUUUGAAAAUACUUUUGACACAGAUGAGAUUCAACGUAUGCGUGAAAUGGCCAGGAUGUUAAGUCAGAGGAUGGAGAAAGAUAAGAACAAGACCAGAAGGAGUGAAUCUGGCGGAGACAUGAAUGGAGCUGCACAUACUACCUCGAAACAAGACAAUGAUCACAAACCACCCUUCUUAAAGGACACACUCAGGAACAAAGAUAAAAAACAUAAGAAAAAGAAGAAGAAGAAGAGUAGAGAUGCCAAGUUUGAAGGGGAGCGGAUCCCCCACCUGGACCGCAGGAGUGACUACAAGGACAAGGAUGGAGAUGCAGAGGAGAAGAAGAAUGACGACUAUGUGCUGCAGGAACUCUUCAAGAAAACAGGCAUCCAGGGUGCGUUACAGCAUGACAAGAUCAUGAGCUCAGGACGACCAGACUUUGCUCUGGUGGAGGCUGAGGCAGAGAAAGUGGCCAAACAGGCAGUAGCUGCGCUGAAGAAGUCUCGAUCUCAGUGCCACUCUGCCCUGGCCGGUAUCCCAACAUGGACAGGGCAGCACGGUGGAGGAGCCAAACCUAAGUUUGGAAAGAAGAAAAACAGCCUCCUUGCUGAUAAGAUCAAACCCAUGGCGGCAACAUCGACUGCUACUGGAUCUAAGAUGCCAGACAAGUCUGAUGAAGACAGACUAUUUAAUGGUAGUAUUUCUGGGACAGUGGCCCUGACAGCCAAUGCAGCUGUGAUGUCGUCCGACGACCUCCUGUCAAAGAUGAGAUGCAGACACAACCUGUCAAAGCAGGGGGACGAGGAUAUUGGCGGAAACCCUGACAAAGUCGACACAAAAGACCUUGACCUUAUGACUGACAUUCGGAACUAUAUUGCAUUCCAGUGUCACGUUGAUGGACAGGCUGCAACACGGGAACUACUCGAUCAAUUUGGUCCUCGUUUGCCAAAAGGGGGAGCUGCACGUUUCAAGGCAAUGCUCAAUCAGAUCUGUGACCUUGACAAGUCAAGUGGUGUUGGAAUAUGGAGACUUAGAACUGAGUUUAGAUGAUGAUGAGCUUUUGGGUAUUUUCCUUCGCAGGAUUCAGACUAAGUGGACCAUGAACAGUGCAAACUGGAAGGACGGCAGCUAUUCACACCUUCAGAUAGUGUUACUCAUGAUGUGUCAAGAAUUACACUGUAUAAUGAUGCUGCCCAAUGCAAGACUGCAAACACACUUGUGUGCACGCACACACACACACAAGACAACAUGAAAUGAGACAUAGUCUUGGAAUAAGUCUUUUUAAUAUUGCCUGCAAUGGUGUUUUAAUAUGUUACUUGUCAGUGAUAUAAGCUGACAUAUCAUCAGAUACUUUGUAAAUUUUCUCAGUGACCUCAGGGGUAUUGUUAUUGAUACAAUUUUCAGAUCAUUGAUGUUCAUCUGCAACCAGUAUGCUAGGGAGGUUAUUCCUUGGUGUCUCAGAUUCUUUCCUGUUCUUUAUCAGGUAUCAUAUAAGUUGACAGAAGUUGUGGUUUUGGGAACAGAAAAAGUUGUUUCCUUAGUAGUGAGUAACAGGUAAUUGUUCCACAUUCCAUUGUAAACCUGAAGGAGUGAUUGCUACUGACAGAAGCACAUUGUGAAAUAAUUGUUAGUGUCAUUUAUUAUAUUAAAUCUCUCU
Haliotis rubra (blacklip abalone) is the source of this 4702-nucleotide messenger RNA. Its product is annotated as DNA excision repair protein ERCC-6-like. The record is from RefSeq and is a predicted model, not a curated record. NCBI's taxonomy places the organism in Eukaryota, Metazoa, Mollusca, Gastropoda, Lepetellida, Haliotidae. Gene Ontology annotation, cellular component: nucleus. Gene Ontology annotation, biological process: transcription-coupled nucleotide-excision repair. Gene Ontology annotation, molecular function: ATP-dependent chromatin remodeler activity; ATP binding.